Molecule: messenger RNA, 7403 nt
Organism: Pectinophora gossypiella (pink bollworm)
Lineage: Eukaryota; Metazoa; Arthropoda; Insecta; Lepidoptera; Gelechiidae
Product: forkhead box protein J3-like
Exons: 3
Coding region: 155-1219 (354 amino acids)
Biological process (GO): regulation of transcription by RNA polymerase II
Molecular function (GO): RNA polymerase II cis-regulatory region sequence-specific DNA binding; DNA-binding transcription factor activity, RNA polymerase II-specific
Source: RefSeq, a predicted model, not a curated record
CACCACCACGCCGCCACCACCGCCCGCCAGCGGCGCGCGGGGCGGCACUGACCGCCGCGACGUCAGCCCGCCCGCGCGCCCCACACGAUCGAUCGCCGUCCGGCAUCUUGAAUCUUGACCACCGCAUCCCAUACUCUCUCAGAUGUAGUUCGCCAUGCACAUAACAUCGGGUCUGUCUCCUGCGUCCGGCGAGAUGCUGGAUACCUCCAUCAACUUCUACGGCGAAGCGGAGCACUGUACCUAUUUCGCCGUAGACCACGCCGUUCCCGAAUCCUCGCACACAGUCGAGAUCGAGUAUGUUUACGAACAAGAGGUUCACACUCAAGAUUCUAAUGGAUCUGAAGCAUCAAAAUCGAAAGCGGAGGAAAAGAAGAUUCGUGCGAAACACAAGCCCGAGAAGAUGGCGGUCGACGAAGAGCCAGAGACGGACUUGACGAAUCUAACAUGGCUGCAGAAUAUUACGAAUAUAAUGUCAGUACCCCAGUUUCCUAUCUUGCCAAUGUCUCCGAACCCUCCUGUGAAGUCUCCGCCAGCCAAUACAAGACUGCAGAAGUUUAAUCAGACUAUCUCGAAAUGCCAGAAGGACUUUAUGGAGAAUAAGGAGGAGUAUCAGAGGGACAGUGAGAAGAAGCCUCCGUACUCGUACAGUACGCUCAUCUGCAUGGCGAUGAGGUAUAACAACGACAAGAUGACGUUGUCGGCCAUUUACUCGUGGAUUCGUGACAACUUCAAGUACUACAGGAACGCCGAUCCGACGUGGCAGAACUCCAUACGCCACAAUCUGUCUCUGAACAAGGUAUUCGUCAAAGUGGCUCGUUCGAAACAUGAACCAGGGAAGGGAGGUUUCUGGAAGCUUGAUUUGGCACACCUGGAAGGCAAUAAGCGCAUAUCCAACCGCCCUCAUAAGAAGAAGAAGAGUGGAGCCAAGCCGGUAGAAGUAAAACUAUCUGAAGAAAAAAUCGCAGUAGCAAACAUACCUCAAAAUAUAAUAAUGGACAACACGGAUAUGGAGCAAGCCGUGACGCUUCACCUACCAGAAUUCAACCUUAAUGAUAUGGGAUUGGAUACUAAUAUCGGGGCAAAUGUGAUCGUGGAACCAGUAGUCCCUCCACCGCUGAUAGUGGAGGAUGACCUGUCGAAUCUCCUGCUGAAUCCUACUGACUGGGACGACCUGCAACUGGAUAUGCUGGACAACUAUCUGGACUCAUGUUUCAAGUAAGAUUUUUUCGUGUUGGAUCUUUAUAGGACUUGUGUAGUUGCCAUUAUGCGGGCCAUGAGGCGUGUAAUCGAUCCUUAGCAUUUAGGACUAAGUAAAGGACGUAAUGUAAAUAUACACCAGUAGAGCUAAAUGCGCAUCGUGAUAAAAUUUUGUCACAGUCAUUUUAUCGAUUCUGACGAUAUAAUUGUCGAUUGGUGCUAAUAUACCCAAAUAAGUCAUGUCCUUCUGUCAAAAUAUGAACAAAAUCACGUGACACGCAUGUUAGGGAAGAAAGCAAACUAUUGAAACAUUCAAAUAGAACAAAAUUUUUUGGUCGAUAAUUUUAUCACGUGGGCAAUGUUAGCUCUGCAGGAAACCGUCAUUGCCCUGUUCUGACAACGCGUGACUUAAUUGUAUUCGAAAAAUUCAUCGGGUUCGAAUCCCAAAAUUCGAAUUUAUGAGUUCGAAUUCAUGUUUGGAUCAUAGAUAAUUGAUAUCACGUGGUUUUCUUGUAGUGCCCGGUUAAUGGCAAUAGAGCUGGCGACGAGAGUAAUGUAUAGGUAGUAUGCUAUACACCUCUGCCUAGCUUCGAGGAUACAGGCAUGAUGCUUAAUAUUAUAUGUAUUAGCAAUAAUACGAAAAGGGUUUCUUUGUAAAUUAAUUUCAAGGAACAUUUUAUCACCCUUCUCUAUCUCGGCCGCUCGGAUUCGUAUCGGCAAUUAUAACAUGCGUUCGGGCGCGGUGCGUUUCGGUUCGAUGCUUUAAAAAAUGUAUUGUUCUUAUCGUACACAGAACCUGGAAAGCGGGACAAGUAACACCGAAACACGGGAUCAUAAUAACGAUUUGAUUCGAUUACGAUAAAAGUUAAGUGGUGCGGAGGACAGGAGUCCUAGUACGGCUUUGAAAUAGACUACUCUGGGCGCCAUCCCACUCGCGUCUGACAUAGUACUCCGGGGCGGAAGGCAAGAGGGAAACCACUGCCCUACGUUUCCCUAAAAAAGUGGCAUGGAGAAUGCUACAGCGCCAAGGGCGUGGCUCUUAAAUUAGUGAUGAUGACGAUAAAAGUUGUCAAUAUAGUAAAUGAGACAGCUCAUACCUUCUUGUUGCAUGGUUUGGGGCCUAAGGCUGGCCAAAACUGCAAGUCCGCUGCUGCGGAUUUAUACCUAAAAUCCCGGUACGUAAAAUCCUGACCUUGUUGUCCCGUAUUUCCGGCUCUGUAUGUAAGCGUUUAGUUACACGAUUGGUAAUUUGAAGAGUUUGGAAUUUAGAAAGAUUUUGAAAAAAUAUUUUUGUAGAUAUUCGUCGAAAUAGAAAACCCGAUAGUUUUUAGCUGAAUAAAAGGGCCUGAGCUACUUUUCUAGUAGGAAUUAGUCCUGAGAAAGAGGAGGGAUUUUUGUAUAAUGAAUCAAUGGGAUUAUGGUCAGUAGGGGAGUUUUAGUCUAGUCAGAAGGCUUACGCGAAAGAAUAGAUUUUAUACUGUAGAGUUUUAAGUUGUUAAUAUUGUGAACUUCGUCCAAUUAAUUAUGUUUGGAAGACAUAAUCAAUGUAGAUAGAUUGCACAGAUAUUUUGUAGUUGAAAUACUUAUUUAUUUACAUAAAAAAAUGAGAAUUGUGUAAAACACUUUUAAAGCCUACUUAUUGUCUCAAUUACGUAAUUUCUUUUGCUCAAAAACGGCUCACUAAAUAACCCUGUCCUUGCACUCGGGUAAAAAAUUAAAAACUUUUCGAAAGUUUAAAAGCGAUGUUUAAAUCAAAAUCAAUUUAAGUAAGUUAUUAAUAAAAAUAAAAUGUAAAAAUGAACGUGAUGAACCUUUACCGCUCAGUAUUAAAAUGUACAAUGUACUAUGUUAAUUACUUAGUAGAAUGUAUUUAAUGUGUUGUGUGGCAAUAUUUUAAGUAUUUACCAAAGGGUUAUCAGACACUCCGUCCAGUAUUAUUGAAUGCAGUUACUGCGUUUGGGUAAGCAUUGCUCAGCACAAAAUUAUUGUAUUUAUUAUUAAUAUUUAUUGAAAAUUUUAGUCUUAUUGUCAUAAGGAUAAUGACAAGAUUUGUGGACAUUUGGAACAACUUAUACAGUUUGCAUUUCUUACAUCGAUUUUAGCCGAUUGGGUACAUACAUUCUCUGAAUGCUGCUGAAGGCGUCUCGUACUUUUUGGACGAAUAUUUCUUAUUUUUAAAUAACUAUUUAUAAAGCGAUAUGGCUCACCACCUGUCACGUUGGUGUAAAGAAACCUCGGCGAGGCGUGGGUAGUUCAUCUUGAGAUGGAUGUACCUCUGACUACCCCAAUUGGGAUAUAGUCGUGAGCUUAUGUCAUGUUAUUUAUAAAGGGCAUUUCCUCUAAUUCACCAUAUGACUUGCAAUUUUGUAAAAACGAGACUAGUUUGCCCUCGGUUACUUUUCACACCGAAACUAAAAAUAGAGUUGUUUGACGGCGUAUACUUUAUUUAUUAAGUAUCCCAUUUAUUAAGUAUCAUAUAAUUAGUGCUAGAUUGUUUAAAACUAUAUUUAAAUGUAUACAAAUAUUGUCAUAAAUAUAUUUUUCAUAUUGCACAAUUUUCGAUAUAAUGUAGAGAAUUGGUGAACAUGUAAAAUUAGUAUUAAUUGUACCUAAUACCUAUUAGUGAUGAAUAGAUGUAUCUCUUCCGUCCAUGAGUGUCUUACGUCGUAAAACGCGAUUCAUACAAGUGAUACAUAUAUACGUGACACAUACACACAAGUGAUAUAUGUAUACUUACACGAGAUGUAUCUCGUGUAAGUAUGUAUCACACGAGUGAUAUAUAAUGUACCUACACGUGAUAUAUACAUACGUGAUACAUACUUACACGUGAUAUAUACUACGUGAUACAUACUUACACGAUACACACACACAAGUGAUAUAUAAUAUACGUACACGUGAUAUAUGUAUACAUACGUGAUACGUAUCCACAAGUAAUACAUACACACAAGUGAUACAUACCUACACAUGAUAUAUAUAUACUACGUGAUACAUACAUACACGUGUUAUAUACAUGUGGUACAUACACACAUACAUUCUCGCCUUAAACCCUUAUUUCGUUAGAAAGCAAGUUCGUGAAUUAUCGAACAAAUAUUUUGAGUAAUAUUGUACCUAACGAAGUAAAAUAAAAUAUCUAAGUUACUUCUUAAGCGAAAGUAGAACCUUGAACCUUAACACCUGGUUCAAUGGCAUUUUUCCUUUCAGCGUCAAAUAAGUGGAUUUCCACACUUCCAGUUUGAACAAUCGAUGUCUACAUUGAUUAAUACGUGCUUUAUAGGAGCAUUCUCCUAUUGCUUCUAUGCUGUUCUGGGAGCAUAUAAAAAACAUAGAACACGUUCAGCUGCUUCUCUUCCCGGGCAUGUCGUAAAAACCGACAGAGGGAUUGUGUCCUCUAACAUGAUGGACUAAUGUUAUGGGCGAUAGGCUGAUCCCUUAUCACCAUAAGGUUCAUCAUAUCCAUCUUUGGACUUCGUAUCAACAGUGGCUGCAAGUUGUCUUUGAUUACUUGUGGCUCUGCCCACCCCAUUAGGGAUUACGGGCGUGAGUUUAUGUAUGUAUGUAUGUUAUAGGAGCACACAUAGUUAGUUGACUUAAUACACACGCUAUCAUUGAGUUCAAGUAGGUAUAUGACCGAGUGUAUUUAAGCACAAAUUAAUAAAUAUGUCAGGGUCGAAGCAAAUGGAAUUCUCAUAGUCUGCUUUCCCCGUGUCUGCUCCAGUGGGAAAUAGGCGUGAGUUUAUGUAUCAUCAUCUCCCUACACAAACCGAGGUUUUGUGGGGUUUUUAUUGUACCCAUAUUUUCUGUAUUUCUUAUGAAAAAAUAAACAUUUUUACAAUUUUUUUUUUUUAGUAUUAGCCUGUUUUUUCACAGGGUCCGCUUAUCUAGACCUGAAGAGUUCGUGAGUUUAUGUAUGUACAGUCAUGAGCAAUAUCUUGUACCCACUUUAGAACCUUGUCGCACUAUCAUAUUUGACAUUUAAUAAGACUUACGGUUUAAUUUGCCAAAAACGUUAAUGUGGCAUGGUUUCAAAGUGUACAUAUUAAUACUCGUGACCGUUGUAAUAAAAUUAAAUAAUGUUUCAAUUUCAAUCAGUAAUGCUUUCUCCACACAGAACCGGUAAGCGUGAAAACCUGACCUGGGUGUCGGGUUUUGUUUGCGAUUUCAUACAAAACCUGGCGCUCGGGUCAUCCCGCUUUUGCGGCUCUGUGUGCACCAAGCUUAAGGAGAUACCAAAGUCAAAAAUUUCACACGACAGCUAGGCACACAACCACCACAUUUCUUGAUCAAUAUUAUUAAUCACUUAUAAUGUGUAGUCAUGAGUCAUGAGGAAUAUUAUGUACCGCCCACUUCAGAACCUUGUCGCAUUAACAUAUUUGUCAUUUAAUGAGAAUUACAGUUUAAUUUGUAAAAAAAUAAUGUGAUGUGGUAUUAAAGUGUAUGCAUAAAUAUAUUAUUAAUGCUCCUGGGUAAUUAUUAAGGCUCCAUUGCACAUGUACUUACCUAAUAAUGCAGAGUUAGCUAGUGUGAAUCGUAUUUUACGUUUGUUUAUCUUUGUACGUUUAGCGUCUAGUCAUUUUAAUGUUUUUAUGUUAGUGUUAGGAAACUAUUAGAUACGUGAAACGAAACAUUUAAAACAAUACUACAUUUUAUUUUUAGCAGUUUUCUAUAACAAUAGGAAAUAUCUGUAACUUGUAAUAAAUAACAAGAAAGGUUUUCUAUGGCACCAAUUAUUACAUACCUAAUAAUUAUGAUUUCAAUAAGUACUAGUACCGUAAAGUAUUUUUACUACUAUAGGAAUUAUUUAACAACAUAUAGGGUGUUAGUGACAUCGUAAAGAAAACUUUGAGGGAUUGUUCAUACUAUGAUUCUAAGUUGAUAUCAAGUAGAAUUUUCCGUCGCAAAACUAUGAGACUAAACAAUUAAAAAAAACACUAAAAUUUUCAUGAAUUUUCCGACAGGAAAAUCCACUUGAUAUCAACUCAGAAUCAUGGUCUGAAUCAUCCCCCUCAGUAUUCGUUAUGAUGUCAUUAACACCUGUAUAAGUAGGCAUGUAACAACCCAAAUGUAGGUACUUACAUUUUAUAAGAGCUAAGUGCGUUUUCACACUACUCCGAUUCUUAUCCGUUCCGAGUCCGUCAAAUGACGUAUCCGAAGUGAUCGUAGAACUAGGGAUCUAUUUGUAUGGUAGCUUGCGCCCUACAUCCAUCCGAUAUCUCAUAGUAAUUUCCUACUAUCCGUCAUUCUCGGAAUCGGAUGUAGUGUGAAAACGCACUUAGUGUUUUUUAAACGUAACAAUAACAAUUGAAAUACCUACUUUUACCAUACGAUAUGAGAGACGUUUCCAGAUAGGUAAAGAGGAGUGGAGCGGAAACGAAAUGAGCAGACAUAAUUAAGACUUCAUGAAAAAAUAAUCAAGCUUCUCUCUGCUCCGCUUAGCUUUAUUGAAAAUACGUACAGCGGAACGAAAAAUGGAACUAGCGCAAAAGCGGAGCGGAGAGGAUGUGAGAUAUUUAUUAUCAUGUAAGGAGGUACGGUCACGAGCAUUAAUAUGUAUACACUUUGGUACCAUGUCACAUUAACUUUUUUGACAAAUUGAACUGUAGGUCUCACUAAAUGUCAAAUAUGUUAGUGCGACAGAGUCCUCAAGUGGGUACAUUAUAUUGCUCAUGACUGUACCUACAAAAUAAGUUUGUUAGAUAAGCGUUAGCUAUCGGUCCUGCUCCAGGACAUAUUAAGAACAGACGUCUGUUCGGAUGUACGUUAUGUAGGCCACAUCGAAGCAAUUCAUCUAAAAAAUACAAUAUUGCAAUUUGACCUUUGCGCAUAUGAAAGUAAGUGCGCAAUGUCCAGAAAUGUCAAAUAGCAAAUAUUGCUGUAGUAGAUGUGUUGCUUUGAUGUGGUUUUUAACACCCUGUGUUCCACUGGUUUUUGGCAUUCAGGAAACCAAUUUCAAGGAAUGUUGUGUUUACCAUAUUAUUUACAUAAAGUUAAUAAUACCAUUUGCUAAUUUGUAUCUAUAUUUCAAGUAAUCAAUCUGUAUUAGCUCAAAUAGAGCUUUAAAAGAUCACAAUAAUAUUACAACUUUUGUAGUCAUAACAUGGAAUGGUUGUUUUAAACAUAAGGCUCAAAAUAUCCUAUCUACAUGCAAUAAAUAUUUCAUGUUUAGAAGUGUCCUUACUAUGUACUUUCAAUAAAGUGUUAGAAAAAUA